Molecule: messenger RNA, 772 nt
Organism: Heterobilharzia americana
Lineage: Eukaryota; Metazoa; Platyhelminthes; Trematoda; Strigeidida; Schistosomatidae
Source: the annotation of a GenBank genome assembly
AUUUAAAACAACAGUCUGCGACUUUCAAAUUCUUGUUUGGCUCGUCAGGCUUUUGCUUGGUACUUAUCCGUGUGUUGUUGUGUUUGACCGUCCAGCGCCUUUUUAAGUUGUGUUACAACUCAAAAUUAUGCCAGUCGCUCCCAAUUUAUAUGGAAGAACGUCCCAGCCGUCUUGUUUUGACAAAGUUAAAUAUGGAUUUCUAAUGGGAUUUUGCGUUGGUGUAGCAAGCGGUGCUAUAUUCGGUGGAUUCAGUUGUCUAAGAUACGGUUUACGUGGACGUGAAUUAAUUUACACUGUUGGCAAAGGUAUGUUUCAAGGUGGAAGUACUUUUGGUAUGUUCAUGGCUGUAGGAACUGCUAUCCGAUGUUGAUAAAACAUAUUUUGACGUCUUAUCACAGUCACUCCUCCUCCUUCUGCAUUCAUCCGCGUCAAUUUUUCUUUCAUUAUGCUGGAAUAAACCUUUUUGUUACGACUAUACACGGACGCAUAACAGUUUCAGCAUCCCUCUAAUCAUUGUAUGUUCCAACUACUCACAAGUUUUUUAAAAUGUAUGUUCGCAAAUUAGGAACCAAUUUUAUACUUGAAAAAGAAAUAGUGUAUGUGUUUAUUUUUUCUCUGUCGCUGCAGUGUUUUCUCUAAGUUUAUAAUUGAUUCAUAUACAUGAAUAUGCAUACAUAUAUACAUGCAUGUUAGUGAUUAGAAUUAUUACUUUGUUCUAAUUCAUUGUGAAAUAAAAAAUGUGCUCAAAGUUGGAGAAAAAAGUUGUAUGUGU